CCGGUUGGUCCUAAAUUGAAAUUUGGUCGUGGCUAGCUUGCCAGAUACCGUGACGGACGGGUUUGCCUGUGCAAAAAAUAAGUGUUUAUACUUCGUUGAACGCUUUGCGAACGCUGUGUCCGGUGAGCGAGUGCGGAAAAAGGCGGGUUACCGAUUUUUUUAUUAGGUGACAUGAAUUUGCGUAACGCGACUAACUUAUGAUUGAAUAUCGAUCGCGUUAGAUAAACGAAUCAAAAAGUCAGUGUGCUGAGAUUGACGCAUAAAACCGCCAUGGUUGUCUGGACUUCUUGCACCACUACCACCAAUAUUGCUGUGACUGAUCCACCAAGUACUGAAAUAUCGAAAUCAAAUACUACAACAGCAAUAACAACAACAACGACAACCAUCGCCUCAAAAUACCCUACGUUUCGAAGUCGGUCCCUUAAAACUGUUUACAGUUGGCUCGCGGGGAAACGACAGGAUGAUGGGGCGGAAGGUUUGUGGCGGGUUCACGACACAUUGUACGAUCUGACAGAAUUCAUCGAUCGCCAUCCAGGUGGCGCCGACUGGAUUAAACUGACGAAGGGAACCGAUAUCACGGAAGCAUUCGAAAGUCAACACAUCAGGAACCACGCCGAAAUACUGUUACCACUGUACAAAGUACGUGUUGCUCGAGAUCCUCGGAAUGUGCAGUUAACGUUUCACGAGCAUGGAUUCUACAAAACAUUGAAACGACGGGUUAGAGAAAUAUCGAAGAACCUUGACACGCGGCCAGCUCGAUAUUCGGAAUUGAUCCAGGAUUCGUUAUUGAUCGCUUUUUUCGCCCUGGUCUUUGCAGCUGUCACUCUGGGUAGCUAUUUGGUAGCGGCCCUCUGUGGGUGGGUCCUCGCGGGUACAAUGAUCUGCGCGCACAAUUUUUUCCAUCAAAAAAACAAUUGGAGAAUGAGGAUCUUCAACUUGGCCUUUUUCAGUUACAGAGAGCAGAGAAUAUCGCAUGUGCUUUCUCAUCAUUUUUACCCGAAUUCUAUCCUGGACUUGGAGAUUUCUUUUUUUGAACCUUUUCUGUGCUGGCUACCUCGAUCCUCUACAAAGAAAAACCGAAUUCAGCGGUUUGGAUCGUGGAUCUAUGAGCCUCUUGUUUUCGCAAUAAUGUUUUUGAACGAAUUCAUUAAACGACUUGUCGAAACAUUAUUCACCAGCACCAAUGCUUUCUAUUGGGAUGAUCUUAUAACGCUGAUCUUGCCUACUUUCAUGUAUGCAACAAGCUCAAACUGUUUGUCAUCGGUUCUGGCCAUGUGGAUAUUCAUCGUUUUGGUUGGAAGUUUUGCUUUCGGUUUCAUUAGCCUUAAUGCAGCUCAUCAUCAUCCGGAUAUCGUUCAUUCGGGCGAUUCAAUUCCCAUGAACAUCGAUUUUGGCAUCUACCAGAUAGCGACUGUCAUCGAUCGGUCCGAUAUUAGAGAUUCGCAGUUGAAUGUAUUGACUACCUUCGGUCACCAUUGUUUGCAUCACCUAUUUCCGACGAUGGACCACGGAUUGUUGCCUCAAUUGAACUCGGUGUUUCUGGAGACAUGCGCCGAGUUCCAUCUGGAAUAUCGUGAAUAUUCCUGGUGGCAAAUGUUCAUCGGGCAGCAUCAGCAGUUGGCGCGCGUCACCCCGAUGACUUACGUGGGCUCGAAGGAAAGAGACAAAAAUCAAGCCACUCAUGAUGGUUGUAAAGCUUAGUUUUAGCAGUACGAUACGUACCAAACGGCUGUGGGAUAACAUUGUUAUUCUUUACUUCUAACAUUUUGUAUAUUACAUCCGAAUGAUUAAUAAAACUAGAUUCCUA
This is a messenger RNA of Topomyia yanbarensis, 1807 nucleotides long. RefSeq names its product cytochrome b5-related protein-like. The transcript is spliced from 6 exons. The coding region runs from base 271 to 1701 and encodes 476 amino acids. The record is from RefSeq and is a predicted model, not a curated record. Gene Ontology annotation, molecular function: heme binding. Gene Ontology annotation, biological process: lipid metabolic process. Gene Ontology annotation, cellular component: mitochondrion. Lineage: Eukaryota; Metazoa; Arthropoda; Insecta; Diptera; Culicidae.